CCUGCUGCUGCUAUUUAUUGCACAGAAUGAAACAAGACGUUUCCUAUGAACUUGUAAGGACACUACGAUCAUCUCUCAUUAAACCUCCUCUCAGUGUUUCUGAGUACACACACUGAAUGCAGAAGAAAACAGUGAAGAAAUGUGGACUUGUGUGUUUCUAGUUUGUGUGACGGGUGUGUUUGGUGUUGAUGCAGAUGAAGUGAAGUCAGUGAUGGAGGGAGAUUCUGUCACUCUUCACACUCAUCUCACUCACAUACAGACACAAGAUCACAUACUGUGGAUGUUUGGACCUCAAGAGAAACGUAUAGCUGAGAUCCAUAAGAGAAGCAUUGAUAUGUUUGACAGUAAUGAGAUAUUUGGAGACAGACUGAAGUUAGACAGUCAGACUGGAUCUCUCAGCAUCACAAACAUCAUCAUCACAGACUCUGGACUUUACAAACUACACAUCAUCAGUGACAGAGGAACUUCAUUCAAGAGAUUCAGUGUUACUGUCUAUGCUCGUCUGCCUGUUCCUGUCAUCACCAGAGACUCUUCUCAAUGUUCUUCAUCAUCAGAAAGAUCUUCAGUGUCAACAUGUGUGUUGUUGUGUUCAGUGAUGAAUGUGACACGUGUGAGUCUCUCCUGGUACAAAGGAAAGAGUUUAUUGUCCAGCAUCAGUGUGUCUGAUCUCAACAUCAGACUCUCUCUACCUCUGGAGGUGGAAUAUCAGGACACAAACACAUACAGAUGUGUGGUGAACAAUCCCAUCACAAACCACACACAACAUCUACACAUCACUGAGAUCUGUCGGCCGUGUUCAGACUCCGCACAAGUACCUUCAUUUCUUUAUCCAGUGUUUCUUCUAUCGUUUGUGGUCUUUACCAUCUGUGCUAUAUUGUGUUGUCUAUACAGCAAAAACCAAACAGGCGUUAAAAAUGAAACGGGUGAGAAGGACAUGUCAGAAUACACAGAGGUCAUCUACAGACUUCACACGAGAGAUCCGUCACAGAAAUCACAUCAGCGUAUGGACAGACCCGUGAGAUCUGUGACGUAUCAACACACAACACAAUGAAACUCAAGAUGCAAACACACAGGAUCCAUUCUCGAAAUAUUAGUAACAUGGAAUAUUAAUGUGGUUAAACUGAUCGAUGAUGCAUGUUUGAAGAUCUGAACUCUAGUGUUAUCUCUUUUAAAGUAUGAAGAGUUUCACUAGAUCUCUCUUCGUCAGGAAAUGAAUGAAUCUGUACUCAAAAUAUCUCUGUUGUCAGUUAACCUUGUUCAGUUCGUCCUUUGUCAGUUUGGUUAAGAUCUGAACUAAAUAAAUGUGGUUUGUUCUGCUCUGCUUGGCCGAGACUGUGUGAAAGUGUGUGUGUCUUUGUGUUGUGUGUGGAAAAUGUGGUUUCAUCUCACAUGCGCGAGUCAACUUCCUAAUGAGAACAAAAGUGAGAGAGAGAUGAGAGGAAAGCUCAGAUAAAUUAAUUGACAAGAGUUUAUGAUAAAAAAACAAUAAAUGUUUUUCAGCAUGAUUUUCUCUUUUUUGCUCCUGUUUGUGCUGCAUGGUGUGUUUGGUGUUGAACCAGAAGAAGUGAAGUCGGUGUCAGUGAUGGAGGGAGAUUCUGUCAUUUUACACACUGAUCUUACUGAACUACAGAGACACGAUUACAUAGUGUGGAUGUUUGGACCUCAAGGGACUCGUAUAGCUGAGAUGUAUAAGAAUCGCAUUGAUACGUAUGACAGUAAUGACAGUAAUGACACAUUUGGAGACAGACUGAAGCUGGACAGUCAGACUGAAUCUGUUACCAUCACAAACAUCAGACUCACAGACUCUGGACUUUAUCAACUACAGAUCCGCAGUGACAGAGGAACUUCAUACAAGAGAUAUAACGUCACUGUCUUUGCUCGUCUGCCUGUUCCUGUCAUCAUCAGAAACAAAACCAUCACAAACCACACUCAACAUCUCAACAUCACUGAGAUCUGCGAGUCAUGUUCAGACCACACCCCCUGUUGCAGUUUAACUGAAACUGUGAGCCGAUUGGUCAUCUCUGCUGUGGUGGGCGUGGCUGCUCUGACUGUACUGCUUUAUGAACUGAGUUAAACAGGAGGAGAAGAGGACACCAGGAGGCGAUAGUGAAUUGAAAAUCUUCUUACACAGUACAGACAUAAAGCUUUUUUCAGUGCUUUUGUAUGUUGUUGUGUAAUUUGUGACACACAGGAAUUAGUUGAACAUCAAAACUGAUCUGUCAUUAUUAAGAAAGAUCUGAUAGCAUGACGAGUAUAUUUACGCAAUAAAGUCGG
Molecule: messenger RNA, 2274 nt
Organism: Triplophysa rosa
Lineage: Eukaryota; Metazoa; Chordata; Actinopteri; Cypriniformes; Nemacheilidae
Product: natural killer cell receptor 2B4-like
Exons: 9
Coding region: 140-1051 (303 amino acids)
Source: RefSeq, a predicted model, not a curated record